Messenger RNA from Cucurbita moschata (crookneck pumpkin), 1805 nucleotides. Its product is annotated as F-box/LRR-repeat protein At5g63520-like. Gene Ontology annotation, molecular function: protein binding. The coding region runs from base 58 to 1788 and encodes 576 amino acids. The transcript has 10 exons. Lineage: Eukaryota; Viridiplantae; Streptophyta; Magnoliopsida; Cucurbitales; Cucurbitaceae. Gene Ontology annotation, biological process: positive regulation of proteasomal ubiquitin-dependent protein catabolic process; protein polyubiquitination. The record is from RefSeq and is a predicted model, not a curated record.
GGAAACGAAGAGAAACAGAGAAAAAACCGUCCAAAUUAAACGGCUGAUUCACUGUCAAUGGAGACGGUCAUCGGAGCAGGGGGAGUAGACGGCGGCGGAGGAGGAGGAAUUUCUCCGUUGAACGACGACAUUCUUCGCAACAUCUUAGGCAGACUUCCGGCUCGAUCCUUCGCAUCGGCGGGCUGCGUUUGUAAAACAUGGAACUCCGUUUGCAAUCGGAUCCUCUGCCGCCCUAAAUUCUCCUCCGCCGUGUCCCUCAAUCCCUCUCUUCACGUUGCGGUAGAGGAGGUCCUUCAGAAAGUUCUGUCGGAGCCGAUUCGGCCGCAUUUCGCUAUUGCCUGUAUCGGCGUGGAGUUCAAUCUGGAAGCCGUUCAUCAUCUCAUCACUAAGGAAUUGGGCUCAAGAACUCCUGUGAUAACAAACGCAGCGAGAGGCAUAAUGGGCUUAGGCGCAUUAACCAAUGAAGUCAAGGAGGUUAAAUGGGAAUCAGUAGCUGAUUAUGAUCUUGAAACUCAAGAAUACAAUUCAAUCUUCAAUCGAAAUCGAGGCAUUGUCCUGGCUGUCGGGUUUCUGCCCGGAUUUAAGAUCGAUGAAAUCUCGCUCCCUCGCUCGAACAAGGUGUUUCAAGGAGCCAUGGUUGACAAGUUUAUAAUGGAUAUCAAGGACUUCACUGCCUCCGUCUCUGAUUCCACAUCUCCUUCCUGUAUCAUAUUAUUUGGAGAUCAUCUUGUGGAUAUUAAACCCAUCCUUGCUAAGCUGGAUUCUGCUAUGGAUGAAGAGACAGUGAUUGUGGGCGAUGCAUGUGGCUUUUUCUUGAGCAAAAGCAGACGAACAAUCAACAGUAUUGAAGGGGUUUCCCUUGAUGCUGUAGCUUUAGUACUUGCAAGGGACAAAAUCAAGCCUCAAGGUUUAGGCGAAACAAGUUUCCAUUUCACAUCAUCGACUGGAACAAUCCCUUUUGGGCCAGAGUUGAGAGCUGCAUCCACCAAAGUAAGAGGGUCGAGAUUCACGUGGCUCUCUGCAUUAAUGGAAGGAGAUGAUGAGAUCCUUUAUGGGCAUAGCAUCCUAAAGGCUCUCAAGGAAGAGAUUGAAUACGACGAUCUGGAAACUGACCUGUUCAUUGGGGUCAGGCAAAACAGAGAACACACCAUUGGUUCACAAAACUUGGGUCCUUCAACAUCCUUGGCCAUGUACAAAGUCUUAGGAGGAGACAAGGAGUAUUUUGUAGUGGAUGGCGUUGGAAUCAGGCCAGGAGAUUCCUUCUUAUUCUACCAUUCAGAUUCCCAAACUGCUUCUUCUUCUUCCUACAUAGCAUUGGAACAUCUUGCAACUCUAAAGCCACUGCCCAUAACCAGAGCCACUGCAAAUUCUAACACUGCCCCCCAGAAGAAUCAAGUUUUUGGUGGCCUCAUUUUCUCCUGCCAUUGUCGAGGACCGGCCUAUUUUGGACGUCCAAACGUCAAUACAUCGCCCUUUACCGAAAACUUCCCAGGAGUUCCGUUUGCCGGGGUGUUUUGUGCCAAGGAAAUCGGUCGGGCCUUUACUAGGUCGAUUAGGAUGGAGGAGAAGGAGGAGAAGGAGGAGGAGGACGACGACAACGACGAUGACAACGAUGAUGACGACGACGACGACAAUGAUAAUAAUGAUGAUUACGACGACGACAACGAUGAUGACGAGGACGACGAUGAUGAUGAGGAUGACGAGGACAAGGAUUCUAUUCACCGUUGCUUGCAUGUUUAUAGUACAGUUUAUCUAGUGAUGUCUCAUACAGAUGGAUUAGUAAAUUAGUAGAACAAAAAAAUGGU